Molecule: messenger RNA, 1542 nt
Organism: Vespa mandarinia (Asian giant hornet)
Lineage: Eukaryota; Metazoa; Arthropoda; Insecta; Hymenoptera; Vespidae
Product: putative glutamate receptor
Cellular component (GO): membrane
Molecular function (GO): ligand-gated monoatomic ion channel activity
Source: RefSeq, a predicted model, not a curated record
UUUCGAUUUGAGAAAUACACAAGGAAAAAAUGAGGUUCUUUGUACAAUUAACGAAACUCGUUCCUUUUAUUCUUCUUCUUUCUACGAAAAUCGCAAGAUCUUACGAAUUUCUUUCUAUCGGCGAAGAACAAGUUCCUUUUAUCAUCGACAUUUGCAAAUUAUACGGAAUGAAAUCAAUAAUUUUCUUGUACUCGGAUUCAAUGAAAGGUGUUAUAAUAAUAUUUUUAAUUUUCAUUUCUUCAUUUGAAUUAUCAUUGUAUUCCUUUUUCUCAGAAAUGGAAAUGAAAACGAUGAUUUUUAAAUGGACGCGUGCAAUUUCUCGCGAAGGAUUUACGUCUACGAACUUGAACUUUUCGGAAUUGCACAAAUCGUUGUAUUAUGUAGGGCGAAUCAUACGACCGUAUUAUAUCGCUGUGAUUUCAAAUUAUAAUGCGAUUAAUGAGUUCUCUUUAGCAACCAGUACAUUUGACAUGUCUUUUGCUACAUGGCUAGUGUUAUUCAUUUACAAGGGACAAGGCUCCGAUUAUUGUCACAGUCCACCAGGUAACAUAUUUCAUUUAAGAUUCGACUCGAAUAUGUUGGUACGUUGCGGUACAGAAAAUAUUUUACGAGAGUGGUAUUCGAUUGAUACGAAUCGAACCGAGAUCAAUGAUUUAGCAACGUGGAGCUUAGAAAAAGGAAUAGCUAAAAUUGCUCCAGAUUCUCUUUAUAAAAGGAGAUAUAAUUUACAGGGUUUGGUAAUGAGAGCUGUUAUAGUUAAGGAUUCGUCGUUCCUAAUCGUAAACGAGGAUGGCAAAUUGGAUGGGAUAUUAGGUAGAAUAUUAAGAAAUCUUUGUGUGACUCUCAAUUUUAGUGUCAACAUUGUCUCGGAAGUAGAAGAAUAUGGAAAUUGGAAUUCUAAAGAAAAGACCUGGUCCGGAGCAGUGGGAGAAUUAUAUGCUGGACGUGCUGACAUUUCUAUUGGAGAUUUUACUAUUACCGGUCCCAGAUUGAAUGCUGUAGACUUUACGCUUCCUCUUUUGCUUACGAAAAAAUGUCUUUACAUUCGCGAACCACAAAUAUUUGCGAUUAAAUGGUCAUCUUUUAUUCUAGUACGAUACCUGGCAAUCAAACUUUUUCUUUUUCUUUGCUUAACCUUUAGAAAUUAAAAAAUUGAUAUUUUUCUAAGGCAUUCUCCUAUUCCAUUUGGAUAGCUAUGUUGGUGAUAUUAAUUGUUGGAUCGAUUUUAUUAAUUUUUCUCAAAAUAAAGAAUGGAACCGAUCGUAAAAUAAGAGAUUUAUUGUCAGACAAUUUUUUGGAGAUUUUGGGUAUAUUUUGUCAACAGGGACUGGCAGAUUUUCCUGAUAGAUCUUCUUUAAGAAUAGCAUACUUUUCUAUCCUUCUUUUGACUGUUGUAUUAUCAGCCGCUUAUUCUGCAUCUUUGACGAGCUUUUUAACUACCGGUAUCCACAAAUUACCCUUUAAUUCAUUAGAGACGUUCGUUGAAGACGGUACUUAUCAAUUUUCCGUUUUUCGUGGUACGUCUAGUUAUGAUAAAUUUGC